This is a messenger RNA of Necator americanus (New World hookworm), 309 nucleotides long. RefSeq lists its product as uncharacterized. The record is from RefSeq and is a predicted model, not a curated record. The transcript is spliced from 2 exons. Bases 1 to 309 code for a protein of 102 amino acids. Lineage: Eukaryota; Metazoa; Nematoda; Chromadorea; Rhabditida; Ancylostomatidae.
AUGCGGUCACUAUUGUUGGUUGCUCUCGCUGUCACGGCAUGCGUGGCUGUCAUAAUUCCACGAUCUCAAGACAAUAUUGCCGAAUGCCUGAUGUGUGAGAUGGCUGUACGUACGGCUGCUCCAAAACUGGAAAAAGACACGGAAAUCAUUGAAAAGGAAUUUGACAAAGAGUGCAAGAAGGAGUUGAAAAUUCCAUUCGCAGACAAACAGUGCGAAAAAUACGUGGACGAACAUCUCGACAAAAUCAUUCAGGAGCUAGAAUCGGGUACUGCACCAAAAGAUGUCUGCACUGUAUUGCACAAAUGCUGA